GAGUUUUAAUACUUUCAACACUAAUUACAGGAUGUUCUGUAUACAACGUUAUCCCUAAAGUUAUAUUUAACCAACUUAACUUUUCGAAAUGAGUAAUUUCGUUGUUGUGAACUGGGGUCAGGAGGGUAAGAAGUCAACAGGAGUUUCGAUAGUGAACAAAGAAGAUUUACAAAGUAGAGCAGCUGUUGGACAGAUGGUUCAAGUAAAGUACAAUACAAAAACUUUUCCAGCUAGAGUUAUUGCUUUUGCAGCUGACGAGGCCAUCGCUGAAGUUAGAUUGAGGGAGUACUGUGCGAAGGGUCCAGAUAAUAAUAUUUCCAUCCAGAACAAGGUCCAGAAAAGAAAAGCAAUCCCGGCCGCUGAGGAUCCGGAUGUAAUAACAUGCGGGAAAAGUAAGAAGACGAAGGCCCCCACCACCAAGGCUUUUCCUGAGGAAAAGACUCCAGCAAAGAAAGUGGUCCAGAAAAGAAAAGCAAUCCCGGCUGAGAAAGUGAAGGUCCAGAAAAGAAAAGCAAUCCCGGCCGCUGAGGAUCCGGAUGUAAUGACAUGCGGGAAAAGGAAGAAGACGAAGGCCCCCACCACCAAGGCAUUUCCUGAGAACGAGUUACCAUCUCAUAUAGCUGAGAUGGCUCUAGAUAUAGAGGAUGAGCAUCGCCAGAAGCAGCCGACUACUCCUCAACCAACACGUCCAGUGCUAGCGGUACCCAACGACAAGAGAAGAAGUUCGACUUAAACCAUGUGGUGGUGGGAAUGGAGUAAGACUAUCCGACUGUGAAAGACAGUAGAGUACAUCGUGGUGAGAUUCUUCCAUCUAAAUAUUUUGAACUCGGCAGUACCUAGAUAGAGCGACCCCUGUUCGCGAACAAUUGUCACAAACACCUCAACACCUGUUGCUUGAUUAAGGGGAUACUGUUAUUAUGCAGUAAUAUGAUCUGGUAGACAGGUGUUCGUGGACAGUAAUUCGCGGACAGUUGUUCGUGGACAGGGGUCGGGCUAUCUAGAUACUGCCUUGAACUCGCUACGAGCUACGAGCUCAAUCAAUCGUAACUAGGUAGCGCAAACCUAGUGACAGGCUCUGCACGCCACCGUAGCUUGGAGCUCGUUGCGAGCUAUGCACGCCACUAGUAACCAUGGUUCGUUACUUUUUGAUUGCAAGUUAAUAGCAGUACCCUAUAGCAGUAACAAAGCAUGUUGUUGUGCCAUCAACUUGAUCAAUGGUGUCAUUUACGAAAGCUUCUUGAAUGUUUGUUUCAACUUGUCUUCACACAGGUCCGUAGUCGCGGCUUUGUUUCAACACAACACAGCAACUGGUUAACAAAUAACAAUUAUGUAUCAAUCCACGACGUCGUUUAAUAUUACCAUCUCGAAGUUAUACAAGAAGAAUUACCAUCUCGAAGUUAUACAAGAAGAAUGACAUGAACUAGUUUUUGUAACUUGUACAGCUCUGGUAAGAGCUUUUCUUUUCAGAUAUUUGUGCUCUGUCAGAUCAAUUGUUGAAUCUGAUGAUUUUAGUGACGGCUUCAGUAUGAAUCGGCACGUUGCAAAAUAUUUGUUCAAAAUAUUUGACUUUGCCUUUACGACCGCUUCAAUAGUCUCAGAAACCGAAUUCCAAAUUUGAAUGACAUAUUAUUUGACAUUUGCAUUAAAACUUAAGCGUAAAACCUGCUUGUAGAACUUUUAAACCAAUGUUCUUCUCUCCUCCCACCAAUUAAGACUUAAGAUCAUCCUUUCUGCAAAAAAGCUGUAUAUUUAUACAAAUAACUUCGUUAAAUAAGAUUCUUUCUUUCAAGCCUGAAGCUGAGUUUGCUGUGACUUUCAUGAAGAAAGCAACACUUUCUUCUUUUCCAUGGAAAGUAAUGGCUUUUACCAUACAUGAAUAUAAUCUCAAAUAAUCUCAAAAUAAUGUCCGAUUUAAUCCAUUCAUCGUUGGCGAGAUGCUAUUUAUUAGCAGAUGGAUUCCCGUAAAGUUUUCUUCACUAUUGAAGUAGUCAAACUCAGAAAAGGUGGACAAUAUCAAGGCAUCGCACAGUUGGGAGAGAACACCUGAAACAUAGCACCAUUAUUAUAUAAAAAUAGUUUUACUUUUUUUGAAUAACGGUUGUUCCAGCUCGGAAAACUUCAAACCUUUUUAACUUGAAGGCUUUUUCAACAAAUACUUUGGUUUUAACACAGUAAUUAUAUACUGUCUACUACCAUUCGUUUACUAUCCGGUCAAGGCGUUAUUGUUCAGUUCAUGCAGUAUUUUAAUACUUUCAACACUACAGUACUAUAUAAUAACAAAUAAUUUGAGAUCAUGAAUUCGAUGUAGUUACAUUGAAACGUCGAGUAAACUCCUUUCCCUAAUAAGAGCAUUUUUACUUGUUGCAUGAACCGGGAUAAAGAUAAUUUUACACAGAAUACAUUACAACAAUGCGACUCAUAAACAUUAAACAAUAGUCCAAUCCGGAUUUUACAUGGUAAUUCAAUAUUAUAUAUGAAAUGUGCGGUCUAAAUCAAUGCCAGUUCCAUCCAGACGCUAUUCCUACACAGUGCCUGGAGCAUGAUGGGUAACCUGUGUGUCCACAGUGUCCUCAACAGGUAAUAUUUGCUAGUUUAAUCUAAUUUUGUUGAAGAGCAGUUUAAUCAUCCUAAAUUAUGGAGAUGGUUGUUUUACCAAGUUUUUAUUUCAAGAAUUUUUCACACGCUAUCAGCAAAAUGUCGGAAUAUUGUAAUCCCACCACCUACCAGGUACGGUAAAACACUCGACUUGGUUUGUGACCAGAUUGACGAUUGUAGGAAACUGAACAGAACAUCGCCACAGAUCUUAUACCCAUGAAAUCAGAGUUGCAAAAGGAGUUUGGUUAUUUUCACGGUGUAUUGCAGCAGUUGAGUAACGUUGCCUGUUGGCGCACACUGCGAAAAUGCACCCCCCCCCCCCCCCCCCCCCUGUUGGCGCCCCUCCCUAAAAUUGAACAAAUUAGGUGAUUUUAGAGAGUUUAGAGGACACGGUAAAAUCUCUAAAAAAGUGUGUUUCUAGAGCAAAACGUACAGUUUUACUAGUAUGUUAGUAUAGUACCUUAGUUAAGUUUUUCAAAAUUGUCCCACAUUCAAACGACAAGUUUUCGUAAACUCCCCCCCCCCCCCUCCCCCCCCCCCCCCCCCCCAGUCCGCACAGCGGGGUCAGCGGGGCUCUUCGUUACACCCUUCGUUACGCCACUGUAUUGCAUGUCAGAGAGCAAGCUUUGUUGGGCACUCUUGAUAACGCACAAUCAAAAACUACGACUACGGAGCCUCUUUUAAUUACAGAUUACGAAGUUCUAAUCUAAAGAGCCGGAAGACAUGAUCUUCUUCUGAACGGGUGGUCGCAGCCAACAGCUGACUGAAAUUAUGAUUUUAGGGUUUUUGAAGGACUAUUAUUUAAAAACAAAAAUGAGUUAUAUAUUGGAUAUUUUUAGAGCCAAUACUAAGACUAUAACGUACAGUAUUUUCAUUUUGUUGUAAUUUGAGAUUCGAAACUCUGUGUACUUCUUUAUAUAAUAUAAAGAAAUUGUGUAUAUAACAUUCACUUUGAAAUUUUGUCGC
This is a messenger RNA of Bolinopsis microptera, 3561 nucleotides long. RefSeq lists its product as uncharacterized. Lineage: Eukaryota; Metazoa; Ctenophora; Tentaculata; Lobata; Bolinopsidae. The transcript is spliced from 13 exons. Bases 89 to 733 code for a protein of 214 amino acids. The record is from RefSeq and is a predicted model, not a curated record.